This is a messenger RNA of Pleuronectes platessa (European plaice), 2262 nucleotides long. It is a transcript of the gene slc25a55a, whose product is annotated as solute carrier family 25 member 55a. Gene Ontology annotation, molecular function: L-aspartate transmembrane transporter activity; L-glutamate transmembrane transporter activity. Bases 195 to 1187 code for a protein of 330 amino acids. The record is from RefSeq and is a predicted model, not a curated record. The transcript is spliced from 10 exons. Lineage: Eukaryota; Metazoa; Chordata; Actinopteri; Pleuronectiformes; Pleuronectidae. Gene Ontology annotation, biological process: L-glutamate transmembrane transport; malate-aspartate shuttle; aspartate transmembrane transport.
CCCCCUUCCCCCUCAUAAAGCCCAGUGGAAAUUUCCGUCGUCCGCUCAGAUCUCUGUCACUCUCACGGCUCCUGUUACCGAAACGUCUCCGGAGAAUCUCUCACGUUCACCUUAACCCUCUCGCACUCGGCUCCUCGCUUCCACUGAAACUCGCUCGAAUCCACAUCUCAAGGUUUCUACAUCUCAAGAUCGUCAUGUCUCAGCAGCACAUCAGCCUCCCAGCCAAGCUCAUUAAUGGAGGCAUCGCUGGCAUCGUGGGGGUCACAUGUGUCUUCCCCAUCGACUUGGCAAAGACCAGGUUGCAGAAUCAGAGGCACGGUCAGCAGGUCUACAAGAGCAUGAUGGACUGCCUUGUGAAAACAGUAAAAUCAGAAGGCUACUUUGGCAUGUACAGAGGCGCUGCAGUAAACUUGACCCUGGUCACCCCGGAGAAGGCCAUCAAGCUGGCUGCUAAUGACUUGUUUCGCCACCAUCUUUCCAAGGAUGGAAAGGGGCUGACAGUGUUUAAAGAGAUGCUGGCAGGUUGUGGUGCAGGGAUGUGCCAGGUCGUUGUCACCACGCCCAUGGAGAUGCUCAAGAUACAGCUGCAGGAUGCAGGCAGACUCGUGGCCCAGCAGCAGAAACCGGUCAUGAUGACUCCUGCAAAGCUCGUGGCCACUAACACGGUGCUCAGCCGCUCCUACAACUCGGUGGCCUCGGCACCCCGAGCUGUGUCGGCCACUCAGAUUGCAAAGGAGCUGCUUCAGACCCAGGGCAUCCGGGGGCUCUACAGGGGACUGGGGGCAACACUGAUGAGGGAUGUUCCCUUCUCUAUGGUCUACUUCCCAUUGUUCGCAAACCUGAAUCGCCUCGGAAAACCCUCCCCCGAGGGAUCGUCCCCGUUCUACUGGGCCUUCUUCUCAGGCUGCGCAGCCGGAUCCACUGCUGCAGUGUUUGUUAAUCCCUGUGAUGUGGUGAAGACAAGGUUGCAGUCAAUGAGCAAAGUGUCCAGUGAGGAGACAUACACUGGUGUCGUGGACUGUGUGAGUAAAAUCAUGAGGAAGGAGGGGCCGUCUGGUUUUCUGAAAGGAGCCGGCUGUCGGGCUCUGGUCAUCGCUCCUCUCUUUGGAAUUGCCCAAGUCAUGUACUUUGUUGGUGUUGGAGAAUACAUCCUGGACAACUCUCCCCUGAGCCUCCUGUCGGCGUGAACCCACAUCAGCUUCCUGUCUAUGCAUACAACCUUUUGGGCGUAAAUGACGUAACAACUGGCAGCUACACACCACCAGUUAACAGCAGAAGAGGGAAAAAACUACACAAGGCUUGUUUGACAAAGUCAAAAAGGCUUUGAGAUGUGAAGACUUGUAUUUCAUCUUUUGUAUGAUGUGUUGCACUUCAAACACUUUUCAGAUGUUCAGUGAGACUGUGGCCAGCGUUAGCUCGAGCUGUUAGCCUUACUGAGUCGAGGGACUCUUGAGUCGCAGUGUUAUUCUCUCUUUGUCCCGAGACUGUCCUAUUGUGUUCCCCUCUGUGAGGGCUGGAGCUCGCUCCUUCAAAGAGACCGGUGGGUUUUCCUACAUGUUAUCACAUUUCAUAUUAUUGUUUUUGUACGUGUGUGAGCUUGAGAUUUAUUUUCAGUUGCUGAAUGCAGUAGCUUGCAGUAUUUUCUGUUUGUGCGUCUUUCUUCCUUUUUCCAUUGUUGUCUCAUAUUUCACUUUUGGAACACGAGGCUUCAAAUGGGGAAACAAUGGAACCAUUCAUUCUAUUCAUUCUAUUUAAAGGGAUCUUUUUAUUUUAUUUUUUUUACUUGAAUAUACAGCAUUUCCUGUGAUUAUACGUGUUAAAUUGGACUGAUAGUGAACCUUCCUAGUGACGUGGGACCAGACGGUUUGAAACCAUGAAUAGUGUCCUGCUUGGUGCUUGGACAUUAGCGCUUCUGUUGUUUAGUAGUUUGUAAACAACAGUGUUUGUAUCUUAAUAUCUGCAAAAACUUGAUGCAUUCAUGCACAUUAUAUUGUAUGUGUUUGAUCACAUACCCUCAGUUCAGAGACUUGCAUAUCAGACCUACCAUCUCAAUCACUGGUUACUGUGUUUCCUGCCUUAACAGUGGAAGUUGGCAUUUCUCUCUGAAGAAACGAUGCUCUUGGCCAAAAACAGCAUUAAUAUUAUUGUUACUGUGACCGUGUGACAAAUGACUGUUACCUUACUUUGUGUUUGAUGGCUUUUGUAUAUAACGUGUGUGUGUAUAUAUUUAUAUAUAUAAUUCAUUAAAACCUGCAAACCACU